AUGAUUCAUAUUGAGCAGCAAAAAAUCUAUUGUUCAAACACCUGCUUCCAACUAGGGACCAAUGAUAGGGACAGUCAAACUUUGCAGAAGCUUGAAACGGAAAACGUCGACCUGAAGUGUAAUCUGGAGCUUCUGAAAAGACAGAUCGAGAAGACUAAAAGGCGCUCAGUUGCCUUCGAAGAUGAGGUGUUUGACAUGGAAGCAUACUAUAAAGCAGAACUUCAAAAAUAUAAAGCUUUGACUAUUGAGCUCCAGCAAAAGCUUCGUGGUUAUUGUGAUUCUCCAGUAUGCUCCAAAUCUUCUAGUACUAAAUGUGAUGUUAGUACUCAGACAAUACAUUUUCUUAAAAGUAUUGAGUCUCAGACUGUUAUCAGUGAUACAAAUACUAAUGAUGUCGUUGGAGACUAUUUUGCAUCGGAAUCUGAUAUCGGAGAAAGGGCUACGAUUGCUACCCAAACAUCGACUUGCUUUAAAGACGCUGCUACUGUUACGUAUGUGAAUGACGAUACAUUGAACGAGGCUCUACUCCUCCACAGCUUGCUAAGAAUUCAAGUUCCUAAAUCAACUCAGACUGACAGGGCGGAUCUUGCCUUGGCGGUGGAAGAACCUGACGUUACUUCUUAUGGGCCGCAGCAUUCUUCAACACCAAUCAGUUCCCCUGCACUUGUUCCAGCCUUUGCUACCUGCGCUGCAACUCGACAAGAUAUUUGUCCUAAAACGCAAAUCAAGAAGAAAAUACUCAUAUGUGGUGACGCAAGUGCCAGGAAUUAUUCCUCUACACUUGCUGAGCUUUUUCAUGGCUCCCUGUAUGACACAUUUGGAUAUGUGGGUAGUCAAUCUAAUGUUGCUGGUUUGAUCAGGGCACUCUUUUCCUUGUCUAGUGGACACUCUGUGAAUGAUACUGUUGCUUUGUGCUUGGAUUUAAAUAAAACUUUUAUCGGGUACUCUAGUUUGAAAAAACUUCUGGCAAUUGGAAUAAGUUUUUUAAUAUUGUAUACUUUGUUGAAGAUUUUGUCCGAUAGAAGUUCCAGCAGCAAUGAGCAUAAUGAAGAGAAAAAAAUGAGAAAACGAGCUGCUAUAUUCAAGGCUAAGAAUGUAACGAGAAUAAUGAGAUUCAGCGAAACCUGGCUACAAAAUCAGGAAUUGGCAAAGUGGCUUAGUAGGCGCAAGUCAAUUGUAGACAACAAGGACAUGGCUUACUGCAAGCCAAUUAAUAAGAAGAGUAGAAAUAUUCUACAGCAGUACACAAAUAAUGUAUCACAAAAGUUGGCGAAAAAUAAGCAGGUAGUAGAGGAUCAAAGAAAACCUCAACUAUUUUCAGCUUCACAGCAGCAGCGAAAGGUGGUACCCAGCCAAUGUUACACUAAUAUAAAUAAAAAUACAGCAGAGGCUGUACAAGAUAAAAACUUGCCCUCUUCUCAGAUCAUGAAUUUUGAAGAAGAUACAGAAUCUACAUAUGAAGACGUGGAACAAAGCGAUGCAGAUGAGCAAAUAAACUUAUACGUGGAUAACCAAACAAUGAUACUGCAAAAUCAAAAAACUAUGACAGAACAAAUUUGUCGGCAACUAUCCAGUGACAAAGAUAAAGCAUCCACCAACGAAACAGAUAAAGCUUCUACAAUCAAAGAAGCAACACUUGAUCCCCUCCCAAUCAAUUCAUUGGUCAAUUUAAAACUUUUAGAUGAAAUAUAUAUGGAAAAAUUGCGUUAUAAAAAAUGCCAACAGAGACCCAACAACUUAACCUACAAAAAGAUUAAAGAAAAUGCCGGUGGAAUAACUGAAGAAGCUGGAGAAUAUGACGCAUCAGUUGGCGAAAAUGAGACGGUUGAAGAAGAUGAGGUAGCUAUUGAAGAAAACGAGGUAGCUAAUGAUGAAGAAGCUCUGCAGUCUCUAAUAGGAACAGGUGGCGGUCCUCCAACUUCGAAAGCCCUAACGGAUUUGGAGAGACAAUUAUUAGAGCUGAUAUCAUCCAUUAAUUUAGGCGAUCCUGAUGUGAUGGACACCCUAAAUAUAACAAAAUCUUCAUCAAACGUCGAUGAAGAUUUUACAACAUUCCAUGAAACUGAAACUCCCCAAAAAUAUUUAGAAAAUCUCAAUGGUCUAGAACAUUUGGAACAUGAAAAACGACGAAUACUUGAAACGAUCUUGGAAACGCCAAGAAAAAAAAAGAGACAAGGUAUACAAACAGCAUUCUAUCAAAUGCAUGUGGAAGUUAUGCCGAGGCACAAAAAACCACAUUGGAAUCAAAAAAAUUGGAAGCUUCUGGUUUACUUGAAAUAG
Molecule: messenger RNA, 2280 nt
Organism: Ceutorhynchus assimilis (cabbage seed weevil)
Lineage: Eukaryota; Metazoa; Arthropoda; Insecta; Coleoptera; Curculionidae
Source: the annotation of a GenBank genome assembly